AUGACUGUGGCCAAGAGGAAUCCAGCGCGGUUUUGUUUGUGCCACAGGGGAAAGGGAACCCGAGCGGCACCGGAGUUGCGCUACACAGCCAUAGGCAACAAACCACCAUCAUUGUAUCUAUCUCGCCGAGAGGCGAACGAUAACUGCGCGGAGUUACGUUCGAUAGGGCGUUUGGAUUGUGUUUCUCCGUGGGACUUGACUGGAGGGGUGACUAUGACCUCUGAGGCAUUGAGGCUGUUGCUUAUCGCGACUUCCUUAUCGGUUCCUGAUAAGCGUCUGAUUGGCCGCAAUCGGAAGUAUACGUACCAGAGAUGCGGUCACAUCAUUGUGAGGGAAUUCGAUGGAUGGUUUGAGGAUGCGUUGGGUUUCCAGCAGCAGUCGGCCGAUGGGACCAUUUCUUUUCUUCCAUCUUUUCCUGCUCGCCCCCACUGCGGCAAAAAGCUCAACAGUCCCAGGCAAUAUUACUUGCUCAAUAAUCCCCGAUACCGUGAAUACACGAUUAAUCACGGUCAACUGGAGACUUCGUAA
This is a messenger RNA of Aspergillus niger, 528 nucleotides long. RefSeq lists its product as hypothetical. The coding region runs from base 1 to 528 and encodes 175 amino acids. The transcript has 4 exons. The record is from RefSeq and is a predicted model, not a curated record. Lineage: Eukaryota; Fungi; Ascomycota; Eurotiomycetes; Eurotiales; Aspergillaceae.